This is a messenger RNA of Ascochyta rabiei, 1200 nucleotides long. RefSeq lists its product as uncharacterized. The transcript has 2 exons. The record is from RefSeq and is a predicted model, not a curated record. The coding region runs from base 1 to 1200 and encodes 399 amino acids. Gene Ontology annotation, cellular component: nucleus. Lineage: Eukaryota; Fungi; Ascomycota; Dothideomycetes; Pleosporales; Didymellaceae.
AUGUCUGAUUCAGAACAGCGCUCAGAGGCUGCCAUCGCCAAGAAGCUCCAGGAUGUGGUCAUCUCACUCCACAAGGCUGGCAAUACAGACGACCUGACCGUCAAGCGCGUGCGGACGCGUGCAGAGGAGCAGCUCGGCCUACCAGCUGGCUUCCUCAAAGCCGCUGACUGGAAGCAGAAGAGCCAAGAUGCUAUUAUGGAGGCAGUCGACAAGUACUGCGGCGAUGAGCCAGAGCCAGAGCCAGUCAAGGCUGCACCGAAAGCUUCAAAGCCCAAGGUGCCUGCGAAGAAACCUGCACCGGCAGGCGACAGCAAGCAAGGCGCCAAGCGAAAGGCACCAGCACCCAAAAAGCAGCCCCAGAAGCGGAGGAAGACCACGUCUUCUGAGGUCGAGCUGUCAGACGAGCUCUCUGAUGCAGACAGCGAACCUGAGAAGAAGCCAGCUCGAAGAGCAAAGAACGUCGUAGAGGAGGACUCGGACGAAGAAGAGGCAGCGCCAAAGAGGCCCAUCAAGAAGACAAAACCUGUCGUUGACGACGAAGACGACAGCGACGCCGAGCCCACGACAACACCACCACGCGCUGCGAAUAAGGACGACGUGUCAGAGAGCGAGCUAUCGAGUCUGCUUGACGAGUCACCAGCAAAGAGCAAGCGGCAGAAAAAGGCACCCGCUGCGAAGAAAAAGGAGCCUGCGAAACCAAAGCCCAAAGCUGCGAGCAAAGCCGCCGAUGACCCAGACCAGGCCGAGAUCAAGCGGCUGCAAAGCUGGCUCGUGAAAUGCGGAAUCCGCAAAGUCUGGUCCAAGGAAUUAGCCAAAUUCGACACAUCAAAGGAGAAGAUCAGACAACUCAAGGAAAUGCUGUCAGAUGCCGGCAUGGACGGCAGAUUCUCUGACGAAAAGGCCGCCAAAAUCAAGGAGAAGCGCGAGUUUGCCAAAGAUCUCGAGGCAAUACAAGAAGGCGAAGCCUCAUGGGGCAACACCGAGGACACAGGUGGCCGGCCGCGGCGCAGAGCUGCCGCUCGCCCUGCUGCGCCCGUCCAGAAAAUCGAGUUCAGCGACGACUCGGAAGAAAGCGAAGAGAACAACGACGAUGGAGAUGAUUCUAGCGAGGACGAUUUGACCGACGAUGACGGUGACGACGGCAAAGGGGCGUCUGAAGACGAUGCGGGCGACGACAGCGCUGCAGACGAUUCCGAGUAG